AUGGAACUCAAGCCUUCCCUGUCGCUGAUCCUACCUCUCAUCGCCUUCGCCGUCUACAGCCAGGCAGGAUAUCUAUGGAAACUGGUUAGCCGAGUCGACAUCGACAAAGCACGACUCGUGCGCUGGGAGAACAGCACCGCCCUCAACAAUCAAGACUGCCAGGUGAUCCAUGCGGCCGACGCGUGCGAAGAUGUCAAAAUCCAUUACCCAUCGCAGACCGCUUUUCUGGGCUGUGGUAACCCUAUCGAACGAACUCAUUGGUACCCCUGCGCCGGUGUACGCACGGUGGAACGGCGAGCAGAGUCGUCAUUUCGCGAACAACUGUUCAAACACGAUUUGAGGACCGGCCAGACCACGGCUCUGGAACUGGUUGGCAUGGAAGGAGAUUUGAUCACCCACGGCAUCGAUAUUCUUCCUGUGCCUGAGGAGCCCUCAAAGGUCCAUGUUUUCGCAGUCAACCAUGCCCGUGAUGGUGAUUCCAUAGCCAUAUUUGUUCACGAGCUCGGUUCCAAUGUCCUGCGGCUGGUCAAGAAUGUCAAGCAUCCCAAUAUCAAGACUGCAAAUGGGGUCGUCGCGACAGGGCCACUGAGCUUUUUCAUCACCAAUGACCACUAUUCCCGCAAAGGUCCCGUGCGGAUGCUGGAGGAGAAGUAUGGUCCCUUUACAUGGUCGAGCAAUGUUCAACAUUGUGAUGCACGGGGUGAGGAGGUCUUCUGCAAGAAAGUUGGAGGCGCGUUCCCUAAUGCAAACGGCAUCAAUCUCUGGCAGGAUAAGCUCUUUGUGGGCGACUCCAGCAAUGGGACUUUGACGAUUUUUCAGGUUCAGGAGGAUAAAACGCUCACCAAUCUUAAAGUUGUGGAUGUAGGGGCCGGUGCAGACAACAUCAACAUUCUUCCUACAACAGGUGACCCGAUAGUCGCAGUCUUUCCCACGCUCGAGAAUCUUCCAGCAUAUCGUGAUAACGUCAGAACCCUCGGAAAGGAAUUCCUGGUGCCCGCUGCUGCACUUCGACUGGACCACACAAAGGACUAUGCGCCCGAGCUGAUCUACUUCGAUGAUGGCUCGGUCAUAAGUUUCAUGACGGGGGUCGCUGCGGACCCGGUGAACGGCUGGCUUUUAGUAUCAAGCGUGCUCCAAUACGGGGGCUUUGCUGUGUGCAAAGUGCCGCCACAUGCAUUCGCAUGA
Molecule: messenger RNA, 1185 nt
Organism: Capronia coronata CBS 617.96
Lineage: Eukaryota; Fungi; Ascomycota; Eurotiomycetes; Chaetothyriales; Herpotrichiellaceae
Exons: 6
Coding region: 1-1185 (394 amino acids)
Source: RefSeq, a predicted model, not a curated record